AUAUACUUAAACAACAUUAUUUUGAAUUUAAUAGUUUAGAUAAAGGAAAAGUUAAAAUUAGUAUAUCUACUAAUGGAAAAAAAACAACAAUACAAAUUGAAAAAAUUAAACAAAAAGAUAAAUUUAAUCAAUUAGUUGAAAAAAAAUUACCUG
Molecule: messenger RNA, 153 nt
Organism: Dentiscutata heterogama
Lineage: Eukaryota; Fungi; Glomeromycota; Glomeromycetes; Diversisporales; Gigasporaceae
Source: the annotation of a GenBank genome assembly